Ceraceosorus bombacis is the source of this 1212-nucleotide messenger RNA. The record is from the annotation of a GenBank genome assembly. NCBI's taxonomy places the organism in Eukaryota, Fungi, Basidiomycota, Exobasidiomycetes, Ceraceosorales, Ceraceosoraceae.
AUGUCGGAGCCUUAUGACCCAUAUGUUGCGCCCUCGGGCAGCGGUGCCCAGGGUAACAACAGGACUGCGGGUAAGUGGAUCGGAUGAUGCGGUUCUGUCUCUCUGGAGUGCCGGGCGCAUCCAAGCUGGAUUGCUCACUCGACUUCUACUUUCCCUGCUCUCCUACGACUCGUCGAUCCGACCAAUCCUUAUUCGCAUGCCUCCUCACGAUGCAUCUCGGGAAACGAUGCUGCUCUACAUUGAUCGUGCGGCGAUCUGCGAACCGCAGCUAUUCAGCAGCAGAUUGAUGAGACGGUUGGAGUGAUGAGGGACAACUUGCAGAAGGUGUCGGAGCGUGGCGAGGGACUCAACGACUUGCAGGGCAAGACUGGUGAGUAGUCGGACUGUCACGGUCGUCUUAAGUAGGGUAGGGUCGGCAGGAUGAAAGCAAGAGAUGAGCUAUCAAGCCGUGAUCGCCCGUAGCAAAGAACCGCAAGGAGCGCACGCGAAGGCGCAUUGCUGGGGAAGUCACGGAGGAAGUAAUGUAGCCCACGUCGUUUGUUUUCUUUGGGGGGACCCGCGGGAGAGAGGAGGGGGGGGGCAAAGUACCUGCGAUGCCAACCACAUCGUCAGUGUCUGCCAUAUUGUCUACCCACACCAAGGCAUACCGGUGCGGCUGCACGACCCGCACGCUGGCCUCCAGGUCGGCCUCGUGUAGCGAAAGGCUACUUUCGCAGUGUGUGUGCUCCUUUCGACCACCUCGGAGGAUGAAAGCUAAAUCGAGGCGAGAAGCGAUUCAAAACGCGAGCAAUGGCGUCUGCUCGAGCAACGAGCGCGUGGAGGUCUUUGGCGCAGAAGAUCAGCUAUGCGAGCCUUCGGCGGACAGGUUUCCGGGAUGGAAUCUAGCGCUGUUGUAUUGCUGCUUAGGAGCUGCUGCUGACCAGGUUGCUUAUGCGACAUUUUACUUUGCAGAUAACCUCGCUGUUUCGGCGCAAGGUUUCCGUCGUGGUGCCAACCGAGUCCGCAAGCAAAUGUGGUGGAAAGACGUGAGUGCUGAAGAGCAUGCGACAAGCGAAAGCCUACAAUACGCCAGAUGGAAGCUGAUUUGCGUCCGCUUCUACUGUGUUGCUCGUCGUGUAACAGAUGAAGAUGCGCAUCAUCAUCAUUGUGGGCAUCAUCAUCUUGCUUUGCAUCAUCAUCAUUCCCAUCGUCGUCAAGACUUCUGGCAAGUAG